AUGCGUCUCAUCGUCCGCCAAGACUACGACGAAGUAUCUUCUUAUUCUGCAUACUAUGUUAAAGAGCGUAUAAACCAAUUCGAGCCUACCAAAGAAAGACCGUUCGUUCUUGGUCUUCCAACUGGGUCAUCACCUAUUGGCGUCUACCACAAACUUGUCGAAUUUUAUGCUGCUGGAGAAGUUAGCUUUGAACACGUCGUUACAUUUAAUAUGGAUGAAUAUGUUGGUUUGCCAAGGAACCACCCGCAAUCUUACCGUACAUUCAUGUGGAAUCACCUCUUUAAACAUGUCGACAUUAAACUAGAGAAUGUCCAUAUUCUAGACGGAAAUGCCGAGAAUCUUGACGAAGAAUGUCGUAAAUUCGAAGCAGAGAUCGCUAAACUUGGUGGCAUAGAACUCUUCUUGGGAGGCAUUGGCCCAGAUGGACACAUUGCCUUUAACGAGCCUGGCUCUUCUCUCACAUCAAGGACACGUGUAAAGACCCUUGCCUACGAAACAAUUAUGGCCAAUGCACGAUUCUUUGGUGGAGAUGUGUCUCGCGUCCCUAAACUUGCAUUAACGGUUGGUGUAGCGACGGUUAUGGAUGCAAGAGAGGUUGUUAUCGUAAUCACUGGUGCACACAAAAGUCUUGCAUUAGCAAAGUGUAUUGAAGAGGGCGUAAAUCAUAUGUGGACUGUUUCUUCUAUUCAAAUGCACCCAAAAGGUCUGAUUGUCUGUGAUGAAGAUGCAACACUGGAGCUUCAUGUCAAGACUGUCAAAUACUUCAAGUCAAUUGAACAUACAGCUAAACGGAGAAGAAGGCUAAUGCUCCAGAGUCUGUUAAACAAUGACGAUGACGAUGGUAGUAAUGGGUCCACACUCUCUUCCUCUGAUGAGACUGAAGAUAUUGUCUCAAAACGAAAGCGUGCAUAA
Phycomyces blakesleeanus NRRL 1555(-) is the source of this 912-nucleotide messenger RNA. RefSeq lists its product as hypothetical. The record is from RefSeq and is a predicted model, not a curated record. Lineage: Eukaryota; Fungi; Mucoromycota; Mucoromycetes; Mucorales; Phycomycetaceae. Gene Ontology annotation, molecular function: glucosamine-6-phosphate deaminase activity; identical protein binding. The transcript is spliced from 7 exons. Gene Ontology annotation, cellular component: cytoplasm. Bases 1 to 912 code for a protein of 303 amino acids. Gene Ontology annotation, biological process: D-glucosamine catabolic process; carbohydrate metabolic process; N-acetylglucosamine catabolic process.